UUCCACUAUAUAUGUAUAAUUAGCUUCCUCUUGUUCUCAACCACCCCUGCUUUCAUUAACUCCUAUCUAGUCAUUGAAUUCCAAUUUCAUCGAUCAGAAAUGGCACAGAAGGUGGUGUUGAAGAUAAUGACAAUGAAUGAUACGAAGACAAAGCAGAAGGCAAUAGAAGCUGUUGCUGAUAUUUAUGGAGUAGAUUCAAUUGCAGCUGAUUUAAAGGAGCAUAAGCUGACUGUUAUUGGAGAUAUGGACGCAGUUGCUAUAGCUAAAAGACUCAAGAAAAUAGGAAAAAUUGAAAUUAUAUCAGUUGGCCCCGCUAAAGAAGAAAAGAAAGAGGAAAAGAAAGAGGAGAAAAAAGAGGAGAAGAAAGGAUAGAAGUACAAUAUUAUGUUUUUCAGAUAUAAUUUUUGAAAACUUUAAGAUAAACUCUAAGCAUGUAUUAUUAUGUUUUGGGUUUUCGGUAAAUUGGUCAAGAUGUAAUAUAAUAGAAUACC
Pistacia vera is the source of this 491-nucleotide messenger RNA. RefSeq names its product heavy metal-associated isoprenylated plant protein 39-like. The transcript is spliced from 3 exons. NCBI's taxonomy places the organism in Eukaryota, Viridiplantae, Streptophyta, Magnoliopsida, Sapindales, Anacardiaceae. Gene Ontology annotation, molecular function: metal ion binding. The record is from RefSeq and is a predicted model, not a curated record. The coding region runs from base 100 to 372 and encodes 90 amino acids.